UAUCAUCAUCACUGCUUAUCUCUAUCACCGACGCGUCCAGCCCAGCAUUCCUCCUGGGAGCCUGCCUCGGUAUCCCGCUAUCGCCCACGUCCACGUCCCGCGCCGGGUCCAGCGGGACCCGCUUGAACGGCUUGUUCCGCGCCAGGAAGGCCUCGACCCACUUCUUGCCCAGGGGCCGGUGGUCGUGGUUCGCGCGCAGGAUGCGGACGACCGUGGCGCGGAUCUGCGCGUGCGUGGGCGCGCGGCCCUGCGCGCUCUGCGCCCGUAUCCAGGCCGUCAGCUCCGUCUCCUGCUGCGGGGUCAGGCGCUGCUGGACCUUGUGCGCCUUGUCGGCGGGCUGCGACCCCCGCACGCGCCCGAUGAGCGUGGACCGCGGCACCCGCCAGUCGCUCGCGGCUUGGCGGAAGGAGUGCCCCGCGCGCACGGCGGCGACGGCCGAGUCCAGCGCGGAUUGCGUGUAUUUGGUCUUGUAGGGCGUGGGGGAUGCCAUGUUAUCAGGUGGUAUUAUUAAUGAGGAGUUAGUUAUUAGAGGGUUGUGAUUGCUGGAGCAAGACAUGGAGUGCGCGGGGGGGAGGGGGAUGAAAUUUAGAUCAGCACGUCUAGACUACAUAACAUAACAGUACAAUAGUACCUCAAUUGUUAAUAUUGCCAAAGUUGAAGUAGUAGAACAUUAUUAGGUUCAAGAGGGCAAAGUUGGCAGGAAACUUGAUGGGCGCAAAUCAAAUUUAUAUAUAAAAUAUGGGCCCCCUGAGAA
Molecule: messenger RNA, 754 nt
Organism: Hypoxylon fragiforme
Lineage: Eukaryota; Fungi; Ascomycota; Sordariomycetes; Xylariales; Hypoxylaceae
Exons: 1
Coding region: 201-473 (90 amino acids)
Source: RefSeq, a predicted model, not a curated record